This is a messenger RNA of Cherax quadricarinatus, 3419 nucleotides long. The record is from RefSeq and is a predicted model, not a curated record. Lineage: Eukaryota; Metazoa; Arthropoda; Malacostraca; Decapoda; Parastacidae.
CCUUUUUAGUCACAGUUCCCUCCCCUCCUGUCCUCUGCUCAAGGGCAGAUAGAGAUAAGAGAUACAAGCAGCAGUGAGGUGUCUAUCACCUGGUUCACUCUGCCAUCAUGCCUUCCAUCAUCAGCAUCCUGCUGCCUUCACUGCUCCUCCUGCAGGGAUGUGAGAGCAUGACCCUGUAUGAGUACUACGCUCCUGGAGGAGUGGUGGAGGCACCGCUGGUGGCUGAAGGUAACGUCUUCACCCUCAACAACAAGGAGAUCGUCAUCCUCUCAGGUUCCUUCCACUACUUCCGUGUUCACCCAGCCUACUGGAGGGACACUCUACGUAAACUGAGAGCAGCAGGUCUCAACGCUGUCCAGACGUUUUCUCUGAGAAAUUUAGGAGAAAACUUUCAUACCGUUGACACUGGACGAGAUGGGGAGGAUGGAGAGGACUCAGAAUGUGGCAGGCCCUUCCGUUUCUGGACUGCAUCACUCGGGCACGAGUUUAGAACCCAGUUAUUUCAGGAAACUUGUGGUGUUCCUAAUGAAACUGAAUAUUAUAAGAAUGCAGCUGUUGUAGUUGUUGGCGGCCCACUGACCCACGUGGUCAUCACAACCAGCCAAAAUGAUUUGGCUCUAGGUAGAGUCAAUGUUUCUGAUAUCCACGGCUGGCAGGCUGAAUGGUCGAGCACCACGGAUGUUGACACAAUGUUUUCUUAUUACGCCCGUGGCACAGCAAGGAAACAUAUCUCUCAUUACUCUCACUCCAGGGGAAGACCCCUUUGUUUUCCUCAGACCUUUGGGCCAUAUAUCUGCUCUGAGUGGGACUUUGGUGGCAUGCCCAGUUACCUGCUGCGUGACUACACCAUGCAGGUCAGAACCUACUACGAGGGCUUCAGGACGCCAGCUGCCGCCUUCUUCGACCACCUUCUGCCACAGCUGGUUGACCUGCAAUUCGCUCACGGAGGUUCCAUUAUUGCAGUUCAGGUGGAGAACGAGUAUGGACACUUCGGGUACGGGGACGAGCCUCGGGACACACUCUACCUGGAGUAUCUCAGAGACAACCUUGUGGAUAAUGGCUUCGGUGAUUCACUUUUCUUCACCUCUGACUCACCAUCAAGCACUAGAGAUCUCGGCGCCAUCCCAGGAGUGCUGAUGACAGCUAACUUCCAAGGCAACGUGGAGGAGAACCUGUCCGUGUUGAAGGAGCUUCAGCCAGACAGACCUUUCAUGGUGGCGGAGUUCUGGACGGGAUGGUUUGAUCACUGGCUCGCCGACAUCCAUGCCACUUGGAACCCAACCAACUUCGCAGACACACUGGAGGAAAUCUUGCAGUACAACUCCUCGGUCAACAUGUACAUGUUCAUCGGUGGGACGAGCUUUGGCUUCAUGGCUGGUGCUAACACUCUCGACAUCUGGCCAAACUACGGUCCUGACGUCUCCUCUUAUGACUACGAUGCAGUGUUGACGGAGGCCGGAGAUUAUACUGAGAAGUACACACUUGCCAAGGAGGUGCUCGCCAGGUACAACCCUCUGGAGGGAACUGGCACAUCAGACAGGCACAUCAGACAGGCACAUCAGACGGGCAAUCAACGGGACAUCGACAAAACAUCAGACGGGCACAUCGACAGGCACUCAACGGGAAACCCCAACAGGACAUCAGACACAUCAGACACCCCACACAGACAGGCACAUAGACAGCACAUCAGAAAAACACAUCAGACACUUCAGACGGGCACAUCAACGACACACAGACAGGCAACCAGACAGGAAAACGACAGACACAUCACGGGCCAUCAACAGAGAAUCAGGCACAUAGACAGGCAAAACAGAAGACGCAUAAACAGACACAUCAGACGGGCACAUCAGACAAUCGGGCAACACAUCAGACAGACACACGACAGGCACAUCAACAGACACAUCGACGACAGAUCAUACAGUCACAUCAACGGCACCUCUGACAGGCACAUCAAAAGAACAAACAGCAGACACAUCAACAACAAUAGACAGACACAAAAACGGGCAAACAGCAGGCACAGCAGAAGGAAAAUCAGACAGGCACAUCUGACGACCAUCAGGCAGACACAUGGACAGGCACAUCAGAUAUAUCAGCAAAACACAUCAAAGACACAUGGGACAGACACAUCAACGACCCACAAAGACACAUCAACAGCACAUCAGACGGCACUCAGACAAGCCAUCGGGCGACCAUCAGAAUACACAACAGACAGACACUCAGACAGACACUCAGCAGGCCAUAAACGGGCACAUCAGACAGACCUCACACAGACACAUAAGACAGACACUUCAGACAGACCUCAAAGGCACAUCAGACAACACCAACAGGCAAAUCAGACAGCCAUCAGACAGACACAUCAGACGACACAUCGACACACAGACAGACACAUCAACAGACACAUCGACAGACCAUCAAAAGAAACAUCAGACAGGCACAUCAGACAGGCACAUAAAAAAAGGACAUCAGACAGACACAUCAACAGGCAAUCAGACAGGCCAUCAGACAGACACACGACAGGCAUAUCAGACGACACAAAAGACAGGCACAAAAUAGACACAUCGAAAAAACCAUCAGACAGGCACAUCAGACAGGCGCAUCAGACACCACACAACAGACACAUGAGAACAGGCGCAUCAGAAGACACUCAGAAGCACCUCAGCAUCGAGACGGAGGAUGGUCCUGUCAGCAUGGAAUUACUGCCUAUUAAUGAUGACAGUGGUCAAGCACAUGGUUACAUCGUCUACAGCACCAUUGUUUACCUGGCUGCCCCUAAUGCCACGCUCAUGAUAAAAGGCCAUGUCAGGUUAGUAAAGGUUCCUCUGGUCAGGUCAAGUCAGGUCAGGAUCACACCUACAUCCUUUAACCAUGCUAGAGAUACGAGGCUAUAUGAUAAGGAGCUGACCUUGCCUGGCGAUGACGCUGUAGCAGAGGUGACCAUCCUGGUGGAGAACUUGGCAAGGGUCAACUACGGCACGCCCGACAAAUAUAAUCAGAAGAAGGGGCUUUGGGAAGGACCUGUGCUUAUAGAUGACCUUCAGAUCAAUAGUUGGAUUAUGUAUCCGCUGGAGUUCAAGGCAGACAUGGUCAAUAGUCUGACGGGAUGGAUGGAGUUCAGUGGUUCCUUGGCGACACCUGCAGUGUACCGCGCCACUCUGGACAUCUCUGAUACACCUCAAGACACUUGGCUGGACAUGAGAGCCUGGAACAAGGGUGUUGUCUUCAUCAAUGGUUUUAACCUGGGUCGCUACUGGCAUGUUGGUCCCACCAAGACCUUGUACUUGCCGGCGCCGUUGCUCCAGCAAGGAACCAAUGAGGUGGUGGUUUUCGAGCAGUACACGGCAGCAUCUGAGAUCUUCAGCGAUGUUCCCAUCCUCUCCUAAACCUGCAAUAUUAUCUGCUAAUAAAUUCAUGGAAUAUCA